UUACCAUGCCAUCCAGAAAUAGUUGAAAUAAAUAUUUCAGUGUCAAAAUUUCCGUUGAACUUUUUCGCACUUUGGCGACCGAACUAUCGAAAUUCAAGUCGUAUAUCAUUAAUAAAUUUGCAAAUGUAAAUUUGCAAAACCCAUCAAAAUUAUUGUGUGAAAGAAUCGCGAAAAAUCAUGGCGUUUGUGUGCCCCGAGAAAAGCCAGAAACGAAAGGAGCUGCUCAACGAGCUGAAAUGUCUGAUGGAACAAGUGGGCGGCGGGGACAAUGGAUGUUGCCCCCCAAAGUGUGGCCCUGCCCCUUGCUGCCCGUCAGUAAACAGUUGCCUCGGACCAGUUAUCGAAAUUUAUGACCCGUUACCGAAACCUUGUUUGCCUAUUUGCAGCCCUAUGUGCCCACCUUGCUGUUCUCCAGCGUGUGGUCCCUCUUGUCCACCUCCGGGAUGUUGCCCGCCUCCAGGCUGUUGCCCACCUUCUGGAGGCUGCUGUCCACCUACGUGCACCCCCGGAACAUGUCCGCCUCCAAACGCCUCAGUCCCAAUUUGUCCUCCUCCACCUCAGCCCAUCUGCGUUCCUCCCAUUCUUCCAGUCUGCACUCCGGUGCCACCUCCCUGUGUUCCUAUAUGCAAUCCAAACCCUGAAGAACAGCCUUGUGUUCCAUGCAAUCCUCCCCAAAUGAUGGUAUGUUAUAGGAGGCCGAAAGCGCAAGCGAAAGAACCAAGAAGCAAAAGCAGAGAGCUCAGAGCAAGCAUUUUACAUGUUGGCUGCGACUGCGAGAAACACAAUGGUUUGCAAGAUGACUGUCCACGAUCAGAAUGCCAUGGAUCACCUGAAUGUUUAACCCAACCCGACCCUACAUGUGGACCGUCUGAGUUUGCCGACUGCAAACACCUGGGAAAAAAAGGCUACGAUCCCAGAAAGAAGGACUUGGAACAAUAUCAGUGUUAUCCCGCAUUUGUGCGUUUACCAUCAUGCGCCCCAUGCGGCGGUGGAAAUGGAGGAAACGGUGGUGGCUCAAGUAGUUGUCCUCCGCCCUGUGGUCCUUGUGGACCUUGUGGUCCUUGUGGACCAUGUGGGCCUUGUGGGCCUUGUGGUCCUUGUGGUCCCUGUGGUCCCUGUGGGCCUUGCGGUCCUUGUGGUCCGUGUGGACCCUGUUGUCCUCCACCUUGCGUACCUCUAAUAGCGCAAGCUCCUUGUCCUCCACCAGUAUUGCCAACUCCACCUCCAUGCGUUCCAGUAGGUCGUGUGGUACCAGUAUGUCCAGCUGUACCGAUGCCCAUUCCCUGUCCGCCUCCCGUUGUUUGUUGUCCCCCAACCAAUCAGCCACAAUGUUGUCCUUGUCCUCCACCAUCAUGCUAUCCUGCUCCAUGUUGUCCAUGUCCUUGCUAAAGUACGUUGUUCUGUACGGAUACGGUGUGCCACAAAUUCGAUCCGCACCAUAACUGCGGAGCAACUGAGCAAAACGCAUUAAAUCGAAAUAUAUCACUUUGAGUUAUCACCGAAAAAGCAAUUAAAUUAAUUUAAAUUUAAUAAAAUUAUUGUUUAGGCUUCAGGUAUGUAUUAAUGCUUUUAUUCUGGUUGUAUUUAUAUUUUUUAACUUAACUUCAGAGGCCUGAAUGUUUAAAGUUCUUUCCAUAGGGUUUAUCUCAGUUUGCUUAACCAAAGUGUGGAUUUAUAGAUAUUUGUUCGAUAUAAAUUAGUUCUACUUAGCCUUUGUGAGGAUCUAUUUUAUUGGCAAUUAAACUAAAUGUAUAUCAGACAUUUCAACUAAUAGAAUACGACCCGCCAGUAUACCAAAGACACUUUUUUGUGUAAUAUAAUAUUUAACUUAAAUCUGCAGGCCAAUAUCUUACCUUCUUCGAAAGCAAAUUUUAUUUGAUUAAAUAAUGGAUUUACGCUAGUCCGUCUGGUCAUAAAUUGAAUUUAAUAAAUUUUUGCUUGAUGGAUGAAACUAUGGAUAUGAUUGAUUGAAUCACCGAUUGACAUGUCGAUAUGCGAUUUAAAGACUUUGCCCCAA
Molecule: messenger RNA, 2017 nt
Organism: Dendroctonus ponderosae (mountain pine beetle)
Lineage: Eukaryota; Metazoa; Arthropoda; Insecta; Coleoptera; Curculionidae
Product: keratin-associated protein 16-1
Exons: 4
Coding region: 178-1389 (403 amino acids)
Source: RefSeq, a predicted model, not a curated record